AUUAUUUCUAGAACGUGCAGGAGAAGCAAAUGAUUGUAUACUACGAAAAAAAAACUAAACUUUCUUUUAGCAAAAUUAAAUUUGGUCUGAAAAAUGAAGUGCUGUACAAGACUGUGAGGUGUCCCUGACAAUGAAGAACUGGGUCUCGUCAAAACCAUGCGCCAUCUGAGACAUGAGGCUGUCCCUGAUUGUUCCCACGACGACACCAAGCACUGCUAACGUUCCACUGGCGUAAAAUGGAGAUUAAGGAAAAAGAAGUUUCUGUGGAUAAUCUACUUCGAUGUCCAGUCUCCAACUUGACCAAAAGAGAGCGGGAACUCCUCGUGGAAUCGUGGGAACUUAUUCAACUCCACGACAAAGAAUUAAGGACCACUACUAGCGUCAGGCUCUUACUCUGGCUGUUGGAAAAUAUCCCAAACAUGAGAACGAGGCUGGCGGCCAAAGUUCCCAAGACCCUUCCGUUUCCCGAGUUACUGGCCAACGAGAUGUUUAUCCUUCACUCCAAGGCUCUGUUUGAUUCCCUGGACAGCUUCGUCUCGUUAUCUGACGACCCGGUCAAACUGGAACAAAAAAUGCGAUCCAUCGCCAAGAUGCAUGUCAAUCUUGUCCCGAGCGUCGGCAUGGAGUAUUUCAGUAAAUUGGAAACUAGUUUUGUUGAUUUUAUCGCUGUAUCCCUGAAGACUACAAAUGUUGAUGAGAGAGUACAAAUAUGGGGACAGUUCUUGGCCGCCUUCUGCCAUUUUGUCGAAGAGGAAGAGAAGAAACGUAAUCCUAAAAGCAGAAAAACUCAUUGUUGUGUGAUUUUGUAGCUCCUCUGUCCACUGAUGUGUACAUCUACCAUCUACGUUGUGAUUUUGUAGCUCCACUGUCUACUGAUGUGUACACCUACCAUCUAUGUUGUGAUUUUGUAGCUCCACUGUCUACUGAUGUGUACAUCUACCAUCUACGUUGUGAUUUUGUAGCUCCUCUGUCUACUGAUGUGUACAUCUACCAUCUACGUUGUGAUUUUGUAGCUCCACUGUCCAUUGAUGUGUACAUCUGCCAUCUACGUUGUGAUUUUGUAGCUCCACUGUCCACUGAUGUGUACAUCUACCAUCUACGUUGUGAUUUUGUAGCUCCACUGUCCAUUGAUGUGUACAUCUGCCAUCUACGUUGUGAUUUUGUAGCUCCACUGUCCAUUGAUGUGUACAUCUACCAUCUACGUUGUGAUUUUGUAGCUCCUCUGUCCAUUGAUGUGUACAUCUACCAUCUACGUUGUGAUUUUGUAGCUCCACUGUCCAUUGAUGUGUACAUCUACCAUCUACGUUGUGAUUUUGUAGCUCCACUGUCUACUGAUGUGUACAUCUACCAUCUACGUUGUGAUUUUGUAGCUCCUCUGUCCAUUGAUGUGUACAUCUACCAUCUACGAUGUGAUUUUGUAGCUCCACUGUCCAUUGAUGUGUACAUCUACCAUCUACAUUGUGAUUUUGUAGCUCCACUGUCCAUUGAUGUAUACAUCUACCAUCUACAUUGUGAUUUUGUAGCUCCACUGUCCAUUGAUGUGUACAUCUACCAUCUACGUUGUGAUUUUGUAGCUCCUCUGUCCACUGAUGUGUACAUCUGCCAUCUACGUUGUGAUUUUGUAGCUCCACUGUCCACUGAUGUGUACAUCUACCAUCUACGUUGUGAUUUUGUAGCUCCACUGUCCACUGAUGUGUACAUCUACCAUCUACGUUGUGAUUUUGUAGCUCCUCUGUCCACUGAUGUGUACAUCUGCCAUCUACGUUGUGAUUUUGUAGCUCCACUGUCCACUGAUGUGUACAUCUCCCAUCUACGUUGUGAUUUUGUAGCUCCUCUGUCUACUGAUGUGUACAUCUCCCAUCUACGUUGUGAUUUUGAGUGAAUUGAGAAUCUGUUGUGCUAAGAAUUAGAGUUGUGUGUGUACAUUUAUCCUCUGUUGUGCGAUGUAUUAUACAUCAUGUUACAAUGUUUAACAAUGCAUUCUCUAUGAAAGUAUAUGUAUUAUAUGUUACAUAAUAUACUGUCUUUUUUUGUAUAUCGUAGAGUAAUGUCUACACUAAUAUUGUGUUGAUCUCUGAGCCAGCAGAUGUGUAGGACAUCGAUGUUAACUUUUUGCUAGCUUUUAAUGAAAUAGUAACAAAAGGAAAAUAACAAUAAAUAGACAUCUAUAUCAUCACAUAAUUUUUAUCUUAC
Molecule: messenger RNA, 2193 nt
Organism: Biomphalaria glabrata
Lineage: Eukaryota; Metazoa; Mollusca; Gastropoda; Planorbidae
Product: globin-like
Exons: 6
Coding region: 237-809 (190 amino acids)
Molecular function (GO): oxygen binding; heme binding
Source: RefSeq, a predicted model, not a curated record